AUGACCUGUUCUUCUUCAUUAGCUCAACCUCCAAACCUAAAAUCCCUAAACCCCUUUUCCAAAACCCCAUUACUGAGCAGGCGAUUGGUCCUCUUCACGCUCCCUCUAGCUACUUUUCUGCUUCCAAGUAAAGGUAGUUGUGGUGACAUCAGCAGCAACAGUAUUGAUGUAAAUUCAACCCCUUCCGGUUCUUCUUCUGCUCUGUCAAACUUCGACCCGAUAAGCGCUGCAGAGAGAGACGCAAGUGAUGCGAUUUCUAGGAGAAUAUCUGAUGCCUUGGAGUUGUUGGAGAAAGGGAGGGAAUUGCAGGCUCUCGGUGAUUUUAACCAAGCUCUUGUCUGUUUUACUCAGGUGAUUGAGAAAUACAAUGACUUUGCAUUUUCAGACUAUGCAAGAGUAGGCAGAUCAUUGAUUUUGUACGAGGUGGGCAACAGAGAAGAAGCAAUUGCAGAAAUGGAGGAUGUUUCUAUAUCUUUGAAGGGAUAUCCAGAAGUGCAUGCAGCUCUAGCAGCAGCCUUGUAUGCGGACAAACAUGCCCCACUCCUCGCAGAAAACCAGUUCACAAUUGCAACUCUUCUUGAUCCUCACUAUACAGAUCUCUCAUAUGUAAAAAAAACAAAACAUUGGCCUCCAAGUUUGGUUAGUUCAUUGUAUCACUUCAUCACACUUUCCUAG
Prunus armeniaca (apricot) is the source of this 675-nucleotide messenger RNA. NCBI's taxonomy places the organism in Eukaryota, Viridiplantae, Streptophyta, Magnoliopsida, Rosales, Rosaceae. The record is from the annotation of a GenBank genome assembly.